Messenger RNA from Olea europaea var. sylvestris, 1200 nucleotides. Its product is annotated as NAC transcription factor 29-like. NCBI's taxonomy places the organism in Eukaryota, Viridiplantae, Streptophyta, Magnoliopsida, Lamiales, Oleaceae. The record is from RefSeq and is a predicted model, not a curated record. The transcript is spliced from 3 exons. Gene Ontology annotation, biological process: regulation of DNA-templated transcription. The coding region runs from base 8 to 1048 and encodes 346 amino acids. Gene Ontology annotation, molecular function: DNA binding.
GAAGUUCAUGCGAGAGUUCGUGAUCAGUUCCAUAAUGGAGAAUCAACCCAUGCAAACCAAUGCUGUAAAUAACUCCUUAAUCUACCCGAAUUUUGAAGCUUUGUGUUCCACUUUCAUUAAUGAACUUAGCGAUGAUGAAUACUUCGAGAGUUUGCCUGCUGGCUAUCGUUUUAAGCCUACUCAUGAUGAACUUAUUGUUCAUUACUUGAUGAAAAAGAUCAACCAAGAGAUGCUGCCUCGCAAUAAGAUUAACGUCGUUAAUCUAUACGAGUUCAACCCAGAAUUACUUGCUCACGUAUACAAGUCAAGUGGAGAGAACGAGUGGCUCUUUUUUACACCGAGGAGUAAAAAAUACAAAAAUGGCAAACGACCAAAUCGAGCAGCAGGUAAUGGAUUUUGGAAAGCGUCAGGAGCCGACACUCUAGUCAAGCACAAUGGUGUAGAUGUUGGAUCUCGAAAGACUUUGGUUUACUAUACAGGAAAACCUCCAAAGGGUACAAAGACCUCUUGGAUCAUGCAUGAAUAUACAGUGAAUAAUCCGCCACCAGUGCAACAAUCGAGUGCAGAUGACAUGAAGUUGGACGAUUGGGUUCUGUGUAGGAUCAGAAAGAACGAGAAUAGAAAGCGAAAAAGGGAUGAUCAGAUUCAAGAACCAGAUAAUGACAUUUAUGAAGAUGAAGGUGCAUGUCACCAAGAAAAUAAACGUAGAGCUGCUGAAGACGCCAUCAAUGUUGCACCAGAAAACAUUUUGCCUUAUAAUAAAUCCGAGAUUGCAGUGGCCGAUUGCUUUAUCAACAAUAAUUAUCAGAAUCUCCCUAACGCGGAUGUUCAUAAUACUCUAUCUAUUCCCCAACAUCAGAACAUAGUUACAUACUGUAAUCCCAUUGUGCCACCAAAUCAUUCCAUGGGAGGUUAUGUUUACAGCCCAUAUCCAGUUAGAUCUAUGGCGGACGUGAAAGGAGGACCAUAUGGCCCAUAUCUGGAGCUCAUUGGAAUUCCAGAGACAAACAUAAACGAGUUCUUUGGUUCGGUUCCUGGUAGACAUUAGGAGAGCCCUGGAUUGGACAGUACCGACUCACCAAAUUCAGUUACUUUUAUAGAGUUGUAGUUUUCUGGAGAACAUCAAGUUUGUGUUUCACGAGGUUUAAGUAUAAACAUAGCAUUUUCCUGCUUUUACUUGUUUACUUGAAUUUGUUUCUA